UUUGGUCGAGAAAAAAGUUGAUUAAAGUCGGCUAUUUAAUUCUUAAUUAAUUAUUUUAAUUCAACUAUCGGUAACAAAUCGGCAGGAAGUUGCUGCAAUCGUCGAACACCGACUGCUAUAAAACUCCUUGCGGUGGCGGACAGCCAAAACUUGGCAAAUUUGUUUCAAGCAUGGCUGCUAAUUUCUGGACUUCAUCGCACUACAAACAACUCAUGGACCAAGAGGAGGUCGAUGUGGUGCAAUCGCUCGAUAAAGAUAGGGGCAUUACUCUUGAGGACUUCAAGCUCAUUAAGAUGCACAUGGCCAAUUAUAUACUGAAGUUGGCUCAACAUGUGAAAGUUAGACAAAGGGUUAUUGCAACUGCUAUUACAUAUAUGAGACGUGUUUAUACCAGGAAGAGUAUGACAGAAUAUGAUCCACGAUUAGUGACCCCAGCCUGCCUACAUUUGGCUUCAAAAGCAGAAGAAAGCACGGUGCAAGCUAGACUCCUGGUCUUUUACCUUAAAAAAAUACAGUCUGAUGAUAAACAUAAGUAUGAGAUUAAACACAUACUGGAAAUGGAAAUGAAGAUUUUAGAAGCCCUCGACUAUUAUUUGGUGGUAUUCCACCCUUAUCGAGCUUUGUCUCAGUUGCUCCCAGAUGCAGGCCUGAAUGACAUAAGUAUGACUCAAUUGACUUGGGGGCUUGUGAACGACACCUACAAGAUGGAUCUAAUUCUUGUACAUCCACCCUAUUUGAUAGCUUUGGCUUGCAUAUAUAUUGCUAGCGUACUAAGAGAGAAGGACACAACUGCAUGGUUUGAAGAACUUCAUGUUGAUAUGAACGUGGUCAAGAAUAUCUCUAUUGAGAUAUUGGAUUUCUACGAAAACCACCGAAUGAUUACUGAAGAGAGAAUUCUUUCGGCUCUGAACAAGCUGUCUAUGAAGCCAUGAAUGUGAAACAAUUUCCAGUUCCUAUCAUAGAUCGUGUAAGUGAUGAUGUCUGCCUUUUUAUCUAUUAUGGUAAUGUGCUAUAUAUAUUAUUCUAGAAUAUAAUUUUAGGAACUUGUCGGUGUAAAAUAUUGUGCAUGGAUAUUUCUUAGCCUUUGCAAACUUGGUCAAGGAAAAGAUGUAGCCAUUGAAGGUGUUACUUA
Cucurbita maxima (winter squash) is the source of this 1132-nucleotide messenger RNA. Its product is annotated as cyclin-C1-1-like. NCBI's taxonomy places the organism in Eukaryota, Viridiplantae, Streptophyta, Magnoliopsida, Cucurbitales, Cucurbitaceae. Gene Ontology annotation, molecular function: cyclin-dependent protein serine/threonine kinase regulator activity. Gene Ontology annotation, cellular component: nucleus; mediator complex. The transcript is spliced from 9 exons. Gene Ontology annotation, biological process: positive regulation of transcription by RNA polymerase II. Bases 171 to 932 code for a protein of 253 amino acids. The record is from RefSeq and is a predicted model, not a curated record.